AUCAUUUAAAUGUUGCCAUUAACCCUCCCAUCCGAGCCAGUUCUGGGGUGCUUCUAACGCCAGUCAGGGGUCUCAAGAUUUGGAGGCAAAAGCAUGAAGGCGAGACUGGGAGUCGUCGCGUGUGCCGCUGUGCUAAUGGCGGCAGUGUGUCACGCAGGUCCCCAGGCUUUAUCUAUAACCUCUAUAAAGCAAGAACCAUACACGAUGUCCAAAGACAACCAGCUGGAGGGAUACUGCAUGGACCUGCUUGCUGAGCUGGCCAAGAAGCUUGGCUUCAAGUAUAAUGUGCACCUGGUGAAGGAUGGUGCCUACGGGCAUCUGGACGAGCGCGGCCAUUGGAAUGGCAUGAUUGGAGAGGUCAUCAGGGGGGAAGCGGACCUGGCCGUUGCCCCCCUCACACUCACAGCCGCCCGGGAGAAGGUGGUGGAGCUCAGCAAGCCUUUCAUGUCGACCGGCAUUAGCUUCAUCAUCCGCAAGGAGGCGGCGGCCGAGCAGCCCGAGCUCUUUGGCUUCCUCAGCCCCUUCUCCACGGAGACCUGGGUGGGCAUCCUGGUGGCCUACCUCGUGACAGCCGUGUGCAUCUGUAUUGUGGCCAGGUUGAGCCCCUGCGAGUGGAGCGAGCCGGACACGGAGGACAACAGCUUCACGCUGCUGCAUAGCCUGUGGUACACGGCCGGAGCCCUGGCUCUGCAAGGAGCUGGCCCGCAUCCCAAGGCCUUUUCGGGACGAGUGAUCAGCGCCAUCUGGUGGUUCUUUGUAGUGGUGCUGCUGGCUAGCUACUUUGCGAACAUGAGCGCCAUGCAGCAGUCGGACAAACCUCACGUCUCCAUACAGACCUUCGAGGACUUGGCCAACCAGGAUGUGAUUGAGUACGGGACCCUCAGCGUUUCCUCCUCGCUGGCGUUCUUUAAGAACUCCAAGAACCCCUUGUACCGUAGGAUCUACGAGAACAUGGAGAGGAGGAAAAGCUUUGUGUCAUCGGUCGAUGAGGGCGUCCGCCGGGCCCAGGAGGGGAACUACGCCUUCAUUGGGGAAUCCGUAUCCUUGGACCUGACCGUGUCGCGCUACUGUAACCUGGUCCGUGGCAGCGACGUUAUUGGCAUGAGAGGGUACAGCAUUGCGGGCUCUCUAGGAUCCUCCUUCAUGAAGAACCUCAGCGUGGCCAUCCUGCAGCUCAGCGAGUCCGGCGAGCUCGACUUCCUGCGCAACAAGUGGUGGGCCAGCAGAUGCCUGGUGCAGGGGGAGUCCGGAUCUGACCCUCAUUCCCACAGCCUCAAGGGGCUCUUUGUGGUGUUGGGCCUGGGUCUGGGCAUCAGUGUGCUCCUGGCCCUCCUGGAGCUCAUCUCCAAGUCACGGAGAGGAGCCAAAGAGCAGAAGAAGAACUGCUGUUCCGUCCUGUCGGCCGAGCUGAGCCAGCGCUUGGGGACGAGCGGCGCCCAGAGAACACAAGAAACUACAGAGAAGAGCAAAGCCUGAAGCACCGCUCAUCACAGGGAGGAGCUCAUCAGCAAACUCACUAACCUGGCCUGGACAUCGAACCGCCAUUUAUUCAUCACCCUUAGAUGGGUAUUCUCUGGCGCAAAAGGAUGCUUUACAAAACUGCAUAGAAAGGCUGUCAAAUGUGAAAUAGGAGAUGAGUUUAGUAACAAAACGGGAAUAGUCUCAUUUAGUAUUCUUUAACGCUGCCUUUUCUACAGCAAGCAUUCAUCUCAGCUUCACUCCUUCUCUAUCCAAGUACGUUAAGCUGGUAAUAACAUAAUUCCAUAUAUAAUAUGUACAGUACUUUUCUUAAAUUGGUGCCAUUGUAUUAUUUUUGCGCACUAAACAUUAAACUCCACACUGUGAGGAUACAAAACUUGCACAUCUUCUGUUGUGCAUUUAUUGCGUACGUGCGU
Messenger RNA from Scleropages formosus (Asian bonytongue), 1895 nucleotides. RefSeq names its product glutamate receptor U1. Gene Ontology annotation, biological process: monoatomic ion transport. Gene Ontology annotation, molecular function: signaling receptor activity; ligand-gated monoatomic ion channel activity. The record is from RefSeq and is a predicted model, not a curated record. NCBI's taxonomy places the organism in Eukaryota, Metazoa, Chordata, Actinopteri, Osteoglossiformes, Osteoglossidae. Gene Ontology annotation, cellular component: membrane. Bases 94 to 1476 code for a protein of 460 amino acids. The transcript has 10 exons.